Molecule: messenger RNA, 1741 nt
Organism: Trichechus manatus latirostris (Florida manatee)
Lineage: Eukaryota; Metazoa; Chordata; Mammalia; Sirenia; Trichechidae
Gene: MIER2
Product: MIER family member 2
Exons: 12
Coding region: 137-1741 (534 amino acids)
Biological process (GO): negative regulation of transcription by RNA polymerase II
Cellular component (GO): nucleoplasm
Molecular function (GO): transcription corepressor activity; histone deacetylase binding
Source: RefSeq, a predicted model, not a curated record
UGCGUGCCUUGCACCUUUCCUGAGGCUUGUGCUCACCGGGGAUUGGAACUGAGACACAGACACCCCUUUCCACCUGGCCCACAACUGCCCCCCAGAAGCCCCCUGCCUCUGGAGGGCACAGGUGGGUGAGGGGCUCAUGGCGGGUUUCUUCGCAGCUGUGUCCAUGGGCUCUGCUGACCACCAGUUCAGCCUCGCGGAGAUCCUGUCGCAAAACUACGGUGUCCGGGAGGGGCGCGAGGCAGCCGCUGGGGGCCCCGAGAAGCCCGAGGAGGAGCUGGAGAAGGACUUCGUCUCCCAGAGCAGCGACAUGCCCCUCGACGAGCUGCUGGCACUCUACGGCUACGAGGCCUCAGACCCCGUCUCGGAGCAGGAGAGCGAGAGCACUGAUGCCGCACCCCCCCUCCUGGACGUGACCCUGGACAAGGAACAGAUAGCGAAGGAUUUACUUUCGGGAGAAGAAGAGACACAGCCGUCCGCUGAUGACCUCACCCCAUCCGUGACCUCACACGCAGCCUCAGCCCUGUUCCCCAACCAGAGCGGACCCCGCUUCCUGGCCAGCGGAGACAAAGAGCCUGGCUCCUCCGCUUCGUCCGACGCUGAGGAGGACGCUCUCCCUGCCAACAAGUGUAGGAAGGAGAUCAUGGUGGGGCCUCAGUUCCAAGCUGACCUCAGCAGCCUGCACGUCAGCAGACCCAGUGAGAAGAUUUACGAGAACGAGGACCAGCUGCUCUGGGACCCCCAUGUCCUGCCCGAGAGGGAGGUGGAGGAGUUCCUGUACCGCGCUGUGAAGCGGAGGUGGGACGAGGCAGCUGGACCCCAGCUCCCGGACGGGGAGGCAGUGAAGGACAGCGAGCAGGCGCUGUACGAGCUGGUGCGGUGCAGCUUCAAUGCCGAGGAGGCCCUGCGGAGGCUGUGCUUCAAUGUGAAGGUGAUCCGAGACGGGCUGUGCGCCUGGAGCGAGGAGGAGUGCAGGAACUUUGAGCACGGCUUCCGUGUGCACGGGAAGAACUUCCACCUGAUCCAGGCCAACAAGGUGCGCACGCGGUCGGUGGGCGAGUGCGUGGAGUACUACUACCUGUGGAAGAAGUCGGAGCGCUUCGACUACUUCACCCAGCAGACGCGCCUGGGCCGGAGGAAGUACGUCUCUUCCGGAACCAUGGACACGGACCAGGACCUGGAUGGUGGUGACCCUGACGGCCCAGGCCGUCCCCGCCCCUCACUGCCCCUGCCCUCCACCGCCAAUGGCUUGGGCUCUGAGCAGGACGCUCUAGGGGGACUGUGCACAGAACCGCUGAGUGUGGACGCCACCACCCGCUGUCUCAGCAGCCUUGGUGAACCCGGAGGAGGCGGCCUCCAGAUCACGGAGCCGCGGCCCUGCCCUUUCCAGACACUGGACGAGCCCCCGGCCGGGCCACUGCCCCAGCAGCCCCCGACCCUGGGCGACCAGGCCUUCUACCCCCCGGCCCCGGGCGUCCUGGAGCCUGGUGCCCGCCCACGACUGGCAGUGGACUUGGCCCUGCCCGGGGCCCUUCCUGAGGAGCUGCCCAUUAUCUCCAGCCACGUGGGUCUGGACAAAGACCACACGGAGCCUGUGGCCCCCGCACAGGUGGCCUUGUCGGUUGCUGAGUUCGGACUCAUUGGCAUUGGGGAUGUGAACCCCUUCCUGGCUGCUCGUCCAGCGUGCCCGGCGCCCGGGCUGCACGCGGAGCCCCUGUCACACUGUAACGUGAUGACCUGUUGA